CAAUGAACGUCCAAUCCUAUCUGGUCACCUUCAUUGGUGCAAUGGAGCACGUCCUUCCAGCCAGCCAUACUAGGUAGUAUAGAUCUGCCUUUUCAAAUAUGGAAUGCGAUUGCCGCGGCAUGACUCUACUCGCUAGCUUGUGAAGACUCCCCCCACUUAACCAAUCGAUCAAAGGAGACGCAGUGAUUUGUGGCCAUGGCCGACCAAACAGGAACAUUGGGUCAGCUGGCCCACGAAGGAGGGAUUGAUACUGCGCAGAAGACGCAGAUUCAAAGGAGUAUGCAGAGCACUUCAGUAGAAAGUAUUGUCCGACCUUCGCUCAGGAGGAGGCAGAGCACCAUUCUCAGAGACGCAAGAGACAAGCUCAUGUCCUUUGUCAGCUCAGCCAACAAGAUCUCAGCAGAUCGAGAUGGUUUCAAAGAUGGCACUUACCUCAACGGGGUCCUCAACCCCUACUCAAAGUUUGUACAGAGAUGGAACAAGAUCUUCUUCCUGUCGAUGCUCAUUGCGUUCGGCGUAGACCCACUGUUCUUCUAUACGCUGGUCGUUGAUUCCGACAAGAUCUGUACAUACAUCGACUUUCCUCUAGCACUGGUCCUGACCAUAGUCCGAUCACUGUGCGACUUUGUAUAUGCAAUCCACAUCGUUUUGCAAUUCCGCAUCGCUUUCGUCUCGACGGCAACCCGAAACGUAGGCAGAGGAGAACUAAUCAUAAGCAAGAAACUCAUUGCACAAAACUACUUGAAAGGACCUUUCAGCGGCGACCUUAUUGCAGUUCUACCAAUGCCUCAGCUGGCAAUCUGGUGCAUCAUUCCCCACUUCUUGAAGACGGGCGACACUGCCAAUAUGGCCAAGGACUUGGUCCUUAUCAUAGCCCUUGUUCAGUACGUGCCACGGGUGGUCUGGAUCUUCUUUCACUACAGACGUAUGAAGCGAGCAACGGGCAUCGUGUUCGAGACGGCUUGGUCCGGGUUCGCUUUGAACGUGCUGGUGUACGUUCUCCUCAGCCACAUCCUCGGGGCUUGUUGGUACCUCUUUGCAGUUCAACGAGUGGAUCACUGCAUUAGGGAAGCUUGUAUGUCAGACAGCCCCAAGUGCUCAACCCACUAUCUACACUGCAACAACAAUGGCGUGGACGCAGACCUACAAAGAUCUAUCUGGCUUGCAAGCAACUCAUCCAACAUCUCGUCAACAUGUUUCGCACCUCUAUCUUCCAAUUCUUUCAAUUACGGCAUCUACGUCAAUGCCGUCGAUCUGGUGACGGUCAGAAGAGUAACUCAAAAAGUCCUCUUCUCGUUCUUCUGGGGUCUACAAGCUUUGAGCACGACAGCGGAUAACUUGGUUCCAAGCAAGUUUGAGGGCGAGGUUACAUUCGUCGUGUUGAUCAUCUUCGCAGGCCUCCUGCUCUUCUCGUUGCUCGUAGGCAAUAUGCAAACCUUUCUGCAGUCACUGGGUCGCAGAAUGGAGGAAUACAGAACCACGCGUCGGGAUAUGGAGGAGUGGAUGCUGCACCGAAGGCUUCCGGAAGAUCUGCGAAAGCAGGUCACAGACUAUCAAAGGCAUCACUGGGCUGCUACUCGGGGAGUCGACGAAGACCAAAUGCUGCAGUCUCUGCCGGCAGAUCUCAGGCGCGGCAUCAAGUUCCACAUGUGCAUGAAUUUGAUCUGCAACGUACCAAUCUUCCUGGACCUGGACGUUCGCGUGAAGCAGGCCCUGUGCGACGUGCUCCACCAGCAGCUCUUCAUCAAGGGCAGCUGCGUCAUGCGGGAAGGCGACCCCGUGCCUCACAUGCUGUUCGUCAUCCGGGGAGAGCUGGUGCGCUUCCGCAAUGUUGACGGGAAGGAGCGAGGCAAAGUGGACCUCAACGGAAAGGGAGGCUUCUGCGGCGCGGAGCUCCUCCUGUUUCUGCUUCGAAACGAGGAAGAUGCGCUGGAGGACAUGCUCUCUGGUCGGCGGUACCCCGUUGCUCAAAACACCAUCCGGUGCACAAAGGCAGUUGAUGCCUUCUCACUCAGCGCCGACGACUUGGACAUGGUGAUCCGCCGCUUCAAGCUUCGAGAAGACGGAAAGCUGCUAGCUGCUGUCAACCGCCAGCAGCGUGUGGAAUGGGAGGCGGCAGCAAAAGCGGAAGCGCUUGAGCACGAGAAAAGCGAGAAGCUGAAUACAGCGAAAGAUUAUUCAAGCGCUUCGCGGUCAGACUCCAUUGCCGUUGAAAUCGAAGGACCCUCUGGGAGGUCAACCUUCCAACUUUAGUCGGAAAUAGGAACUUAGAACGUGCUUGAGCGGGGGCUUGAGCGAAGUCGGCCGUCAAUAUCGUCAUAUAGACCCACAUGCAACUCCGUCAAAUUGAGACUUCCAAGGUACAGAAAACAUCAGCUUUGAGUACUAUGCCUACAUACAAGUCAAAAGAACCAAAGUAGGCUGCUUUCAAGCGUUGAACGACUCCACUCGAGACGGUUUUGAUAAAGCGGAAUCAACGAUUAGAUGCCCCUAGCAGGUGGAGGAUCACUGGAUGAAAUCACCAGUGAA
Messenger RNA from Klebsormidium nitens, 2529 nucleotides. Lineage: Eukaryota; Viridiplantae; Streptophyta; Klebsormidiophyceae; Klebsormidiales; Klebsormidiaceae. The record is from the annotation of a GenBank genome assembly.